Wyeomyia smithii (pitcher-plant mosquito) is the source of this 1710-nucleotide messenger RNA. RefSeq names its product probable lysine-specific demethylase 4A (gene Kdm4A). Gene Ontology annotation, biological process: chromatin remodeling. Gene Ontology annotation, cellular component: nucleus. Gene Ontology annotation, molecular function: histone H3K9 demethylase activity; histone H3K36 demethylase activity. The transcript has 4 exons. The record is from RefSeq and is a predicted model, not a curated record. Lineage: Eukaryota; Metazoa; Arthropoda; Insecta; Diptera; Culicidae. Bases 92 to 1393 code for a protein of 433 amino acids.
AACAAAACAAAAAGUACGAUUACAGCUGCUGGUGCUCUACGGAAGCGAUUUGAAAAUCUUUUGAUAAUUAUCAUAAAAAUAGACUCCUGCGAUGGCCAUUCCCAGGAUAAUGGUCUUUCGACCGACCUGGGAAGAAUUCCAGGAUUUUCCCGGUUACAUCAACUACAUGGAAUCGAAAGGAGCCCAUAAAGCCGGUUUGGUGAAGGUCAUUCCCCCAGCGGAAUGGAUUCCACGCAAACAAGGCUAUGACUUGAGAAACAUAAACGUUACCAUUAAGACGCCCAUCUCGCAGGUAGUUUCCGGCAUGCAGGGUCUAUACCAGCAGCUUAACAUUCAGAAACGUUCGAUGACGGUGCAGGAGUUCUACGGCAAAACCCGCCAGGAACGGCAUGCCACACCGAAACAUUUCGAUUACGAGGAUUUGGAGAAAAAGUUUUGGAAGAAUGUUACCUACGUUGCCCCUAUUUACGGGGCGGACGUACCCGGAAGUUUGACAGACUCGGAUGUUAAAGUUUGGAACAUCAAUAGGUUGGGAACGAUUUUGGAUUACGUGAAUGCAGACUAUAAUAUUUCCAUUGCGGGCGUUAAUACGGCCUAUUUAUAUUUUGGGAUGUGGAAGACCACUUUUGCGUGGCACACGGAAGAUAUGGACUUGUAUUCGAUUAAUUUCCUACACUUUGGGGCUCCCAAAACGUGGUAUGCGAUUCCUCCCGAGCACGGAAAGAAAUUGGAGAAAUUAGCUGAACGAUUCUUCCCGGCAAACUAUCAGGAGUGCAAAGCAUUUUUGAGGCACAAGAUGACACUGAUUAGCGCACAGGUUCUAAAGCAAAAUGGAAUCCCUUUCAACAAGAUCACACAACAGCCGGGUGAAAUAAUGAUAACAUUCCCGUAUGGUUACCAUGCUGGCUUUAAUCAUGGCUUCAAUUGUGCGGAAUCCACCAAUUUUGCUACCGAACGAUGGAUUGAGUACGGGAAGCGAGCUUCGGUGUGCAAUUGUCGACCUGAUAUGGUCAAAAUUUCAAUGGAAACGUUCGUGAGAAGAUUCCAGCCGGAACGGUACGAGCGUUGGUUACGUGGUGAAGAUUACGGCUAUCACCCUGAAGACCCGAACAAUUACUGCGCUGCGCCGAAACCACGAUCACUACCAAAAAGUGUUAGAAACAAAAUGCAAGAGCAAAUUCAGGAACAAAAACGAGGCUGUGCUCCGAUUAAGGUGGACAAAAAAAAAACUCCCAAAAAGACAGAGAAACCAAAGGAAAAAUUGAAAUCCAUUUGGGAUCAAUUGGAAGGGCGAGAAGGUGGUUUAGCGGAGAAUCUGUUGCCAGAUGGUCCCAUUAAGAACAGCCACCGAAUUCGGUUUCAAACGCGCACUAUCAGACUGUUGGAAGAUUGACUGAUGCAGACUGGCGUUCAGGAACAGCUGAACAGGUCGCACUAUAGCGUAUAGUGAUCGGAAAGAGUGCAAUCGAGAAGCAUUUGUAAGUUGGGUUAGUCGGAUGAAAAAUGUGAGUUUUCUUCCCUCUGGUCAUGAAGGUUAUUACGGUAUGUUACUUACUGUUUAUCUAUAUCAUUUCGAUUUUGUUUUAGUUUUUGAGUGAAUUAUCGGUUAGAUCUCAGAGUUAGCUCUUAGAAGCAGUAAUUACUAAGUCGUUGAUCUGAAAUUAUUUAAAAUAAUAUCGAUAAAUUUAAGAGAUUUGUCUCUUAUUGCAA